GUCAGCAACAAGUAAUUUGCUUAAUUUAAAAGUGUCACAUAAAUUUGAAUAGAAGAUUUUUUUAUUUUGUCAACAUGAAGGUUUACAUCUUCAUUAUUUUAAUAUCUCUUCAACUUUUUGGAUUGAACUCUAUCAAUGUUGACUGUAACUUCAACUCAAAUUGGGACUAUAUGGUUUUACAUAGAAUUUAUCGAUGUGAAGUUGAAAACCAUCUUGACAUAACUUCACCGGAUUCAGCAGCAAUUAAAUCAAUUACUGGAUAUCACUGGAAUUGGAGAUCUAACGACGAUGUCGAAGGUUUUGACUCUCGUCACAAAAAUAUAAAUUACUUUCCACAAAGGUUGGACAAAUUCUUUGGAAAUUUGAAAUUAAUUGCUAUUUAUUAUGGUCGCAUAAAGGAAAUCCAUCAGUCAGAUUUGAAACCAUUCCCAAAAUUGGUCAAUUUCUAUUUGGACAAUAAUGAUAUUGAGACUCUAGAACCUGGACUUUUUGAUUUCAAUCCAAACUUGGAAGGUGUUUCAUUUUUGGCUAAUAAGCUCAUUAAAAUUGACUCAACAAUUUUCGACCAUUUAGUUAAGCUUCAAAACAUCUGGUUUGGUGAAAAUUUGUGUAUCAGUACAAAUGUAACGGAUAGUAUAGCAAGUGCAAGGAAUGUCAUUAAACAGGCAAAACAACUAUGCUCAAGUGAAGCUCCUGGACCAGACUCAAAAGACUGCGUUGACAGUUGUGAUUUCCAAAAUAGAAUAACUGAAUCAGUAGCUGUUGGCUUUAAAACCAUUAUAACAAAUGUAGACAAUCUUCAAGCUUCUUUUGAGGAACAAAAGUCUUCAAAAAGUGAAAAUUGGCAAACAAUUUUAAAAGAUUGGUCUGAAGAUCUUGACGAACGUCUUGAAUCUUAUGAAAACAAAACUAAAACUCAAUUAGACAAAUUUGAAAAGGAAUUUGAAGCUAGUCAAAACAAGAUUUUGACAACUGUUGAUGAAAAAAUUAGUGCCAUUGAAAGUCGUCUUGUAGGAAGAAUCGAACAGAUUUUGGAUGAGAAAUUGAAGAAAAUUUAUGACGCCUUAAAUCUUACAAAUUAAAAACGAUGAGUAGAGGAUAGGGGCGUAGCCAGUGUGUAAGAGGAACCAGUUUCCAUUUGAAUCUAAGUAUGGAUUAAUAAAACUGAUGUGAUGAGGAAUUUAAAAACUCUAAUUAAUGAUUG
Chironomus riparius is the source of this 1204-nucleotide messenger RNA. NCBI's taxonomy places the organism in Eukaryota, Metazoa, Arthropoda, Insecta, Diptera, Chironomidae. The record is from the annotation of a GenBank genome assembly.